Megalops cyprinoides (Indo-Pacific tarpon) is the source of this 1640-nucleotide messenger RNA. RefSeq names its product dnaJ homolog subfamily A member 1-like. Gene Ontology annotation, molecular function: ATP binding; Hsp70 protein binding. NCBI's taxonomy places the organism in Eukaryota, Metazoa, Chordata, Actinopteri, Elopiformes, Megalopidae. Bases 111 to 1316 code for a protein of 401 amino acids. Gene Ontology annotation, cellular component: cytosol; cytoplasm. The record is from RefSeq and is a predicted model, not a curated record. The transcript has 9 exons. Gene Ontology annotation, biological process: protein refolding; response to heat.
CUUGGGGAAAGGAAAUCUACUGGACUUAAGCUGUGGGAAUCUGUCACUGGUGAGACCAAUUACAAGAGGAGUGUAGUUUUGCCAGCUCUGUUCCAUGGGUGAAGGCUGCAAUGGUGAAGGAAACUGGAUAUUAUGACUUGCUGGGUGUCAAGCCCAAUGCCAGUGCAGAGGAGUUGAAGAAGGCCUACAGGAAGUUAGCGCUGAAGUACCACCCAGACAAGAACCCAACAGAAGGAGAAAAGUUCAAGCAGAUCUCACAAGCAUAUGAGGUCCUGUCUGACACGAGGAAGAGAGAGGUGUAUGACCGAGGGGGGGAGAAGGCCAUUAAAGAGGGUGGCACAGGCGGGAACUGUGGCUUCAGCUCCCCCAUGGACAUCUUUGAUAUGUUCUUUGGAGGAGGGGGAAGAAUGCACAGAGAGAGAAGAGGGAAGAAUGUGGUCCAUCAGCUGACUGUUUCUCUGGAAGACCUCUACAAUGGAGCCACCAGGAAGCUGGGCAUUCAGAAAAACAUCAUCUGUGACCGCUGCGAAGGGCGAGGGGGCAGGAAGGGGGUGCUGGAGGUGUGCCUGUGCUGCCAGGGAACGGGGGUACAGGUGCAGUUCCACCAAAUCAUGGGGAGCGUGGUGCAGCAGGUGUCCUCCGUCUGCGUGGCGUGCCAAGGCCAGGGCCAGCGCAUCACCUACAGGGACAAGUGCAAGGCCUGCGGUGCCCGCAAGCUCCUGCGCCAGAAGAAAACUCUGGAAGUCCACAUCGACAAAGGUAUGAAGGAUGGACAGAAGAUAGUCUUCCAUGGAGAAGGGGAUCAGGAGCCAGGACUGGAACCAGGUGACAUCAUCAUUGUCCUGGACCUGAGAGUGCACCCCAUUUACACCAGACAAGAAGAAGACUUGGUCAUGAACAUGGAGCUUCAAUUAGUCGAGUCUCUGUGUGGCUUCCAGAAGCCCCUUCAAACUCUGGACAACAGAACCCUUCUUAUUACCUCACAUCCAGGAGAGGUGAUCAAGCCUGGCACCAGGAAGUACGUCCUCAAUGAGGGGAUGCCCCUCCAUCGCCGGCCGUUUGAGAAGGGCCGUCUCAUCAUCCUGUUCACGGUGGUGUUUCCUGAGGAGAACUUCCUGCCCUUGAACAAGCUGAAGGAGCUGGAAUGCUACCUUCCAGGGAGGAUGGAGUCAGAGGACGCAGAGAGCAUGGAUGACGACCUCUACAUCUACGCAGACCUGGAGGACUGUGACCUGUCACAGGAAAGACACCACUUUGACGAGAUGGAGGAUGAGGAGUUCUCUUCCAGAGGAGGCAUCCAGUGCCGGACCUCCUAGAGCCCAAGUUUGAUUGGUAGUCAGCAGUGAAACACAAAGCCAACCUCAAGUACAUUUUUAAAUGCCUGUAAUUUGCAAAUAGGUUUUGGGAGAUGUCACAGUAUUGGAUAUGAAGAAGCAGUUUCCUUUGCCCGUGUGGUUUCCUUUUUCAGGAUGUGCAGCAUGAUUUAGAUGAAGAAGCAGAGGUGGUCCUUAAGUAGGAUUCAGACCAGUGGGUUUAGGUGUCUGUACUCUUUGUGACCUGAGGCCCAAUGUCAAGUGUAUCAGAUUUGUAUUGUCUGUUUUUUUGUCUGUCAGAAGACCUGAACUUCGAGUAUGAUUAGU